AACUUCCGUUCUUCUACUAGGAAGUUAACGCAACAGCAGUCAUUUUAAGUUCUGUUUCUCUUUUCUUUUUUAAGUUUUUAAUCUUUUAAAUUUAGGAGAAUGUCAGUAAAUCACCUACUCUUAUUGCUUCUUUUUCUUCUGACCUUCGAAACAGGGUUCAGUGCUGAAAUCCCUGUGUUUGUUAAGACGGGGGCUUCUGUUCAACUGGAUAUACAGACUCAGGAACUAAAGUUUAUUCUUUUAUCCUGGAGCAAUGAUAAAUCAGAGAAUAUAAUUGCAUAUGUAAAUGGACAGAAGGAAGUAACCCGUCACCCUUCCUACGAGGACAGAGUGGAUUUCAAUCAUAAAACCUUUUCUCUGAUACUGAAGAACAUGCAGAAGAAUGACAGUGGACUCUACACAGCAAAAAUAAGUGGAUUACAGAACAAAGACAUUGCCAAAUACAGAGUAGCCGUUAUAGAUGCCGUGGAGGCUCCUGUCCUGACUGUGAACUCAAACUGGAUCAGUGGUAACUUCUGUACUGUGAACUUCACAUGCAGAACUAUUGAGCUCAUGAUUAACUCUAGAUAUCAGAACAACAGCUGCUCUCCAGAGGAAGUGACAGCACAUGAAAACAACACUCUCAACCUGAACUGCAGUCAGAAAACCAUAAUCUGUAAACACAGCAACCCUGUCAGCUGGAAAGAAAACAGAAUAAAUAUUACACAGCUCUGUGAUGAUAAUAAAGAGAAAAUUUCAACAAAUAUCCAGAGUAAUUCACUUCUCCUGGGGCUAGGAGCUGGUUUGGUGGUAGCGUGCAUUGCAAUAUUAUGCAUUGCAAUCUUUCUGUACUGCAAGUGUAAGAAAGGUCCCCAGGAGGAGGUAGUAGAAGGUAGUACAGUCUAUGCUCAAGUUGAGACAUUUCAGGGUCAGGAAAUGAACAGUGACGGCAAUACAUAUGAUACUCCAGACAGAGUUCAAGCCCAGAAACAAAAGGAAGCUGGAGACAAACAGCCUGAAACAACCUACUGCACAGUAGGACAACACCAAAAACCAACAAUCCCCCCUGAAACAGACCAUACAAUUUAUGCAAUGGUGUGUAAACUACCAACCAAGGACACACCUGCCAAUUCAUCAGAUGACACUUCAAAAUAAACUGUGGGAAGUUGUCACAAGGCCUGAUUACAAAAUGGCAUCUUACCCUUACUUUUUCAGCCAUAUUUUUAUGUGGUAGACAUAAUGCGAACAACAUGCUAAUAUGUGACCCUGGACCACAAAACCAGUCAUAAGUGUAAAUUUAUACAAAAUGAUGGUGCAAAAAAAUCUAAAUACUUAGAAAAAUCACCUUUAAAGUUGUCCAAAUAAGGUUCAUAGUAAUGUAUAUUACUAAUAAAAAAAAUUUAAAUUUUGAUAUAUUUACUGUUGGAAAUUUACAAAAUAUCUUCCUGGAACAUGAUCUUUACUUAAUAUCCUAAUGAUUUUUGGCAUAAAAGAAAAAAAAAAAAAAAAGAUUUUACCCAUCAGAUGCAUUUUUGGCUAUUGCUACAAAUAUGCCUGUGCAACACAAGACUGGUUUUGUGGUCCAGGGUCACAUAUGUUAUUUAGAAAUUCAGCCAAGGAUGUCCAAUUAAGGUGUGCUUUCUCUAACUCUAGUUUAAAAUUAGUCAGACAUCCAGGACCAAACGGUUUUACUUUUUUCUGUAUGAAUGUGAAUUAUAGCCUAAAUUUGAUUUGUCGAUUUUAAUAUUAACUGUAGUAAACUGUAACAACUAACCCCACAUGGGAAUUCAGUAUAGUAGUUUAAUAUAAUAUUUACCUCACCUCCCAUGUUAUAGUUAACAUUUCAAUUCUCGGCUUAAGCUGGGCUCUUAUUUUUUAUGUUUUUGUA
Labeo rohita (rohu) is the source of this 1867-nucleotide messenger RNA. Its product is annotated as SLAM family member 7-like. The coding region runs from base 100 to 1134 and encodes 344 amino acids. The record is from RefSeq and is a predicted model, not a curated record. The transcript has 7 exons. NCBI's taxonomy places the organism in Eukaryota, Metazoa, Chordata, Actinopteri, Cypriniformes, Cyprinidae.